GCGCUGAUCUAUCCGGCCCGGUCACAGCCUUCUUCCUUUCGCGCCGGUAGCUGGAGAGCCGCGCGUCCCAUGUGCGCAUCGCCCCGGACUUGUGAAGCUCGCUGAUCCCCUUCCACACCCGAGCCCUUUCUCUAAAAUCCUUCAUAUGGAUCCUAAUUCUCUGAUCGAGGCCCUUCGGGGCACCAUGGACCCCAGUUUGCGGGAGGCCGCCGAGAGACAGCUCAAUGAGGGCCACACGCAGGUGAACUUCACAUCCACGUUACUGCAGGUGACCAUGUCCGAACAGCUGGAUUUGCCGGUCCGACAAGCAGGCGUGAUCUAUUUGAAGAACAUGGUCACACAGUACUGGAGCGAAGGCGACAACACGCACAACGAAGUGCCCGGCAGCAACAUCCCCGAAGAGGACCGCCAGUUCAUCCGAGACAACAUCGUGGAGGCCAUCCUUCACUCCCCAGAGCGCAUCAGGGUGCAGCUCACCACCUGCAUUCACCACAUGAUUAAGCACGAUUACCCCAACAAAUGGACAGCCAUCGUGGACAAGAUAGGCUUCUACCUGCAGUCUGACAACAGUGCCUGCUGGCUGGGCAUCCUGCUGUGCCUCUACCAGCUCGUGAAGAACUACGAGUACAAGAAACCUGAUGAGCGGCAGCCAUUAAUCGCUGCCAUGCAAAUCUUCAUGCCCAUGUUGAAAGACCGCUUUAUCCAACUGCUCCCAGACCCCUCCAGCGACUCGGUGCUGGUGCAGAAACAGAUCUUCAAGAUCCUCUACGCUCUCUUUCAGUACAAUCUCCCUCUGGAGCUGAUUAAUAGGCAAAACCUGACCGAAUGGAUGGAGAUCCUGAAGACCGUCGUGGACAGAGACGUGCCUCCGGAGACCCUGCAGGUGGAUGAGGACGAGAGACCUGAGCUGCCCUGGUGGAAGUGUAAGAAGUGGGCUCUCCAUAUCUUGGCUCGGCUCUUUGAAAGAUAUGGCAGCCCUGGCAACACGACCAAAGAGUACACGGAGUUUGCCGAGCAUUUCCUUAAGGGUUAUGCCGUGGCUGCUCAGCAGGUGCUGCUGAAAGUGUUGUAUCACUAUAAAGAGAAGCAAUACGUAGCACCCCGAGUCCUGCAGCAGGCCCUCAACUAUAUUAACCAGGGUAUCGCUCAUGCUGUCACCUGGAAGAACCUAAAGCCUCACAUCCAGGGCAUCAUUCAGGAUGUGGUUUUCCCCCUCAUGUGCUACACAGACGGUGAUGAGGAGCUGUGGCAGGAGGAUCCCUACGAGUACAUCCGCAUGAAGUUUGAUGUGUUCGAGGACUUCAUCUCGCCCACGACGGCUGCUCAGACCCUGCUCUUCACCGCCUGUAACAAAAGGAAAGAAGUAUUGCAGAAGACCAUGGGCUUCUGUUAUCAGAUCCUCACUGAGCUGACCUCAGAUCCCCGCAAGAAAGACGGUGCGCUACACAUGAUCGGCUCCUUGGCUGAGAUAUUGCUCAAGAAAAAGAUCUACAAAGACCAGAUGGAGUUCAUGCUGCAGAGCCAUGUGUUUCCUCUCUUCCGUAGUGAGCUGGGAUACAUGAGAGCAAGGGCCUGUUGGGUGCUCCACUACUUCUGCGAGGUGAAGUUUAAGAGUGACCAGAACCUGCAGACAGCCUUGGAGCUGACUCGCCUCUGCCUCAUCAACGACAACGAGAUGCCCGUCAAAGUGGAGGCAGCUAUCGCCCUGCAGGUCCUCAUCAGCAAUCAAGAGAAAGCCAAAGAGUACAUCACCCCCUUCAUCCGGCCAGUGAUGCAGGCUCUCCUUCACAUUGUGCGUGAGACUGAGAAUGACGAUCUCACUAACGUCAUCCAAAAGAUGAUCUGCGAGUACAGUGAGGAGGUGACUCCCAUCGCUGUGGAGAUGACUCAGCAUUUGGCUAUGACCUUCAACCAGGUGAUUCAGACUGGCCCAGACGAGGAAGGCGGUGACGAUAAAGCAGUCACAGCCAUGGGCAUCCUCAACACCAUCGACACACUGCUCAGUGUGGUGGAGGACCAUAAAGAGAUCACGCAGCAGCUGGAAGGGAUCUGUCUGCAAGUAAUCGGCACGGUGUUGCAGCAGCACGUCCUAGAAUUCUAUGAAGAGAUCCUGUCACUGGCUCACAGUCUGACGUGUCAGCAAGUGUCCCCACAAAUGUGGCAGCUCCUUCCUCUGGUUUAUGAGGUCUUCCAGCAAGAUGGUUUUGACUAUUUCACAGACAUGAUGCCACUCCUCCACAACUACAUUACAGUCGACACAGACACGCUUCUAUCGGACACUAAGUAUCUUGAAAUCAUCUACAGCAUGUGCAAAAAGGUUCUAUCAGGUGACCCAGGAGAGGACCCAGAGUGCCAUGCUGCCAAGCUGCUUGAAGUCAUCAUCCUGCAGUGCAAAGGGCGUGGUAUUGACCAGGUGGUUCCACUGUUUGUAACUACAGCGCUGGAGCGUCUGACGCGAGAGGUGAAGACCAGUGAGCUGAGGACCAUGUGCUUGCAGGUGGCCAUCGCUGCACUGUACUAUAACCCUCCUCUGCUGCUCAACACUCUGGAGAAUCUGCGCUUUCCCAACAACACGGAGCCCAUCACCAACCAUUUUAUCUCUCAGUGGCUCAAAGAUGUCGACUGCUUCCUUGGGCUUCAUGACCGAAAGAUGUGUGUACUGGGGCUGUGCGCUUUAAUGGACUUGGAGCAGAGGCCACAAGCUGUCAAUCAAGUAGCUGGACAGCUCCUCCCUGCUGCCAUCCUCUUGUUUAGCGGCUUAAAGAGGGCCUACGCCUGCAGGGCCGAGCAUGAGAACGAGGAGGAUGAGGACGACGAAGACGGAGAAGAAGAGGAUGAGAAUGCUGAACUAGGAAGCGAUGAGGAUGACAUUGACGAAGAAGGGCAAGAAUACCUUGAAAUGCUCGCCAAGCAAGCAGGAGAAGAUGGUUGUGAUGAGGAUUGGGAGGAAGACGAUGCUGAAGAGACUGCGUUAGAAGGAUACACCACCGCUGUCGAUGAUGACGAGAAUCCUGUCGAUGAGUACCAGAUCUUCAAAGCCAUAUUACAGAAUAUCCAAAGCCGUGAUCCUACAUGGUACCAGGCGCUCACUCAAGCUUUGGAUGAAGAGCAGGGUAAACAGCUUCAGGACAUCGGCACACUUGCAGAUCAGAGAAGAGCAGCACAUGAAUCAAAGAUGAUCGAGAAGCACGGGGGUUACAAAUUCACGGUUCCAGUGGUGCCAUCCACUUUCAACUUUGGCGGCAGUGCCCCUGGAAUGAACUGAGUCGUCCCUUUUCCUCCCCUUUCUUACCCUGUGACUGAUUGUAGUGAAGUGAAAAAAAAGCUUGUGUUGUUCCCUCAAGUAGUGGUUCCGGAACUGGUUUUCUCACUCACUCUUCAAUCUGACUAUCACUCUAGACAGCACCAGAAGAUGUGGGAAAGCAACUAAAUGCAACCAAUGGCUGGGAAAAAAAAAACAAACAAAACAAAUGACGACAAAAAACGAUGAACUUUCAAGACGUAAAAAGAAGCUUUGAACAAUGUUGUCUUAUGGAAUCCAUUUACAAGAGGGAUACCAUGACGGCAGCUCUUUUUCUUCCCACCUACAUGCAUCGGGGGCUAUAAAUAAUUGAAAUUGAUCGUGGGACUGAAGCUCAUCAUUUUCACUGUUCUGGCCAAGGGGCCUCUGUAAGAUUAUACCUCUGGCAGUAGUGUCCACUUUUUUUCUGCAUAAACGGAAAUCAUGUAUAUACAAGGAAAGGCUCUUAAUUUUUAAGCAGCCUGGACAACCAACCAGAGGCAUUUGUAAGGUGACAAAUGUGUAUUCAAAUGUAGCAUAUUGGAUACUUGUCAUAGCACUAUGUGAUGCCUGAAAUCUGUAAAUUAAUAACUAGCACUUUCAUAAUGUUCAGGUCUCUUAGCCUUCUGUAUCAGACUUCAAAUUUUUUUUAAAAACACGAUGCUAUUUAAAACAGAGUACCUGUUACUUGGCAGGCAGGUUGUCCCAUGAUAUCUGGUUGUCCGAUGAAUUAGUUUUCGGUGGCGGGGCAGUAUUUCUGCUGCUUGUAAUGGAAAUGUUUAAGGUUCCGGAAAACGGAAUGCUCUUGGCGUUCAGUUCAGGACAUUUGCGUUAAGAGCACUGAAGGUUUGAGUAACUAAUUGCCGCAUGUACAAUUGGGCUGGAUUGUGAAGGUCUCAAGCAUUUGGUUGAUGUAUGGAUGAACCAUCUAUAUAUAACAUUAAAAAGAAAAAUGACUUCA
Messenger RNA from Neoarius graeffei (lesser salmon catfish), 4241 nucleotides. It is a transcript of the gene ipo7, whose product is annotated as importin 7. Gene Ontology annotation, cellular component: nuclear envelope; cytosol. Lineage: Eukaryota; Metazoa; Chordata; Actinopteri; Siluriformes; Ariidae. The record is from RefSeq and is a predicted model, not a curated record. Gene Ontology annotation, biological process: protein import into nucleus. Bases 146 to 3265 code for a protein of 1039 amino acids. Gene Ontology annotation, molecular function: small GTPase binding. The transcript is spliced from 25 exons.